Topomyia yanbarensis is the source of this 1218-nucleotide messenger RNA. RefSeq lists its product as uncharacterized. NCBI's taxonomy places the organism in Eukaryota, Metazoa, Arthropoda, Insecta, Diptera, Culicidae. The transcript has 2 exons. The record is from RefSeq and is a predicted model, not a curated record. Bases 244 to 843 code for a protein of 199 amino acids.
GUAACGCCCGGAACGGAAGUAGUCAUCUGAUAACCGCCAGCGGAAGUGCAACCCUUUGCCGCCGUUGGUAAUAAAACAGUGAUUUUUUUUUAAAUUUGUUCUAAAUUUGCCCUAACCGUGCAGUGAAAUAUGAAGCCGUUAAAAGUGUGCAGUUUAUCUUUCGAGUAAACCAGUGCUCCGGAAGAUUUCUCACAGAAAAACUUGGCUGGUACUGUACAUAAAGUGGAUUCCGGUUUCGGAAAAAUGACAAUAGCGGUCAACAUGAUAAACCGAACGAUGGCAACCAUUUCGAUACUGUUAAUUUAUUGUGUACUCCUCUCAACGGCUCUCUCGUGUGAUUCCUGCGGAAAAGAAUGCACAUCGGCCUGCGGCACACGUCACUUUCGCACUUGCUGUUUCAAUUAUCUACGAAAACGAAGCUCGUCGCCUCCACUGGCGACCGCACCGUCGCCACCACCACCACCGCCGUCACAACAGCUUUCCCCACAUAAACUGAAUCUGGAGAUGUGGCUGGAGAAAAACCGUAUCGAUCAAGCCGACCGCCGAAGUCAUCACCAUCGACCGUUGGACGAUCUGCAAGGACUCUUACUCCAGCGAAUGCUUCUAACGGACACCUCUGACGGCGAGAACGAUUACGAAACUACGAAAGAUGACACGCUGGCAAGCCGCGAUGUAGUGAAAGGCAAACGGAAUCCCCUUGUCACUAGCAAUCGCAGUAACCGAAACGGUGACUACCGGCAUCCGCUGCUCGAAGGCGAUCCUGAGGGCCGGGAAUCCGAUCAGCGAACAAGCGAAGAGUCUGAGCCAUCUGCGGCAAGAUUGCAACUACUGUACGACGCCUAAGUUCACUUUAAUCAAAGAAAAACCAUACGAAAAAUAGUAAGACUCUGCAGCUUGCACCCUCCCGGAUCGUCGCGAUUCGCUCCAUGGGCUGGAUUGAGCCAAACGCGACGAUCGGGGUUGUCCAUUUCACUCAACUCAUGUUCCAUCAGUUAAGCGCUCAUUGGUGUGCGAUAAAUUAAAUUACCUAAGAUCGUCGCAGGGAAACGGCCAGGUUUGUGGGAAAAUAGCAACACAGUUCCACCGACGGGUUGCACUCACUCACGUUUUUUGAAAAUUUACAAUCUAGUUGUGUAACUGACCGCAUUUGUUCUAUAUGAAUAUUAUAUACUGUAGAGAGCCAUGCUGAGAAAAUAUAUUCAGUAUAUUUAAACUUUA